CUUACGUCACUUCCGUAAACACAAGGCUACUGUAAUGUGGGAUUUGUGUGCCGGGUGUCUUUUGUCAAUGUUGUUUUUACCGUCAUUUAUGCAUCCUGAACGUAUACGAUGUCUCAUCCUGAAUCCUCCUGUACGACCUCACAUGACAUAGAAAACCCUUUUGUGGGUGAGAAUGGAAGAACCGAGGAUGGCUCUGCUGACAGAGAGGCUAGCAGCCCAAACGGAAGUGUGAAGGAGCGUGUCUUAAAGGAGGUAGGAUUCACCAGCUCCGCAUUCAUUGGUCCAGCAUUUCCUCCAAACUCAUCCACAAUCAAGUCUGACUUUGAAGACACACUGAGCGAGUUUUACAAAGAGCUUGAGAAGAUUGAUACACCCGAUGGUGCUGAGGAUAACCCAGGGAAACAAAAUGCAAGUGUUGUUCAAUCACCUCCCAAAACAUCUACCAGCAAAGAGACUCAGGAUGUGAGCGAGGAGAAAAUUGUUCACGCAAGCAAAUCUGCAGAAACAGAUGGCUACCAGAAAAGCAGUGGGCAGAAACAGUCAUCCUGGUCACACUGGUAUCAAAAUGAACCAUACUGCCCAAGAAGACCGAGGCCAGCUGCUCCUACUCAAAAUCAGUGGCAUUGUCCUCAAACACCAAACAGACCACCAGACCCAAGAUUUAACAGACCCCCAUUCCAUCACCCGCCGCCCCCAUCUGCAUUCCCAAAUCCACAAAACCCACCACCACAUGUGAAUCAAAACUCGAGCAGUUCAGGCACGACAAACCAAUAUAAAGAGGAGUCGCAUUUUCCAACAUUUUCUAGGUUCCCGCCUCCGAAUGUAUGCAGUCCCCCCUCUCAGGGCUUCUAUGGAGAUCCUCCACAUCACUUCAGCAGGGAAGAGCAGGGUCAUAGCCACAAUAUACACUCAAAUAAUGUAAAUGUUGGGUGCUCCAGAGCUGGAAAAGAAGAAUGGUGUCAGUUUGGUGAAGAUAAUGACAGGCUCCAGAGAUUUGAUUCAGAAAGUGAAUCAUGGGAGCAUCACAGACGACCCACUGAUAACAGUAAUGCCUACCAUUCUUCCUUGGUGCUGAUCUUGAUGAGGGGAUUACCAGGAUCUGGGAAGUCAACAUUGGCCAGGGAGCUGCUCUCCACUGGUCCCAGUGGGCUAAUACUGAGCACUGAUGACUACUUUGCUCACAGAGACGGCUACCGCUAUGAAGCAGGGCUUCUGGGAGCAGCACAUGAAUGGAACCAGAAGAGAGCUAAAGACGCUAUGCAUGAUGGUCGAUCUCCCAUCAUUAUUGAUAAUACAAACCUUCAGUCUUGGGAAAUGAAGCCAUAUGUCGAAAUGGCCUUGAAGAGAGGAUACAGAGUGGACUUUUGUGAACCAGACACACACUGGAAGUUUGAUCCUUAUGAGCUGGAGAAGAGGAACAAGCACGGUGUUCCACAGGACAAGAUCACACAGAUGAUGGAUCGUUUUUCAUUUCCCAUAUCUGUAGACAUUGUCAUGAGGUCACAAGAGCCGCCUCACAUAAACCAGAGACGUCGACCAGACCAGCCACAGAUGAUGAGGAGAAAACAGGAUUUCCAUUAGUUUUUCACAGAAAUUUAACAAGCCAAAUGAAGAACCACACUUUUGUAAUGUUGUUAAUAUUGUUGCCUGCUCUUUUUACAGUAUUUUUUAAAUUAAUUAUUUUGUUUGCUGUAAAUUUAUAUAAAGAAAGAAGAAAUCUUUUUCUGAAGAAGUUUUCAUAGUUAAAUAAAGUUAAAUUUGCACAAAUAA
Epinephelus moara (kelp grouper) is the source of this 1770-nucleotide messenger RNA. RefSeq names its product NEDD4 binding protein 2-like 2 (gene n4bp2l2). Gene Ontology annotation, molecular function: transcription corepressor activity. Lineage: Eukaryota; Metazoa; Chordata; Actinopteri; Perciformes; Serranidae. The record is from RefSeq and is a predicted model, not a curated record. Gene Ontology annotation, cellular component: nucleus. The coding region runs from base 109 to 1581 and encodes 490 amino acids. Gene Ontology annotation, biological process: negative regulation of transcription by RNA polymerase II. The transcript is spliced from 6 exons.